AUGCCCCUAUUACAGCCCCCAGAGCAGCAAAUACACUUAGAACCAGCAGCAGUGGCCAAAUCUGCUGUUGCAGAGGCCAAUUCAACGGCGUGGAUCCACCCCCAUCUCGAGCAAGGGGUCGACCCCUACAAGGGCCGCCAGCUGCGGGCGGCCCAGCCCAUCCCGCGGGGCGAGGUGGUGCUGGUCGACACGCCCUACGCGGUGAUCCCCGCGGUCGAUGACCCCCGGACGAGCGAGGCGCUGCUGUGCAGUCACCCCCCGUGCAGUCGGCGGAUGCCGUGCAGUGCGGAACGCCUCGCGUGUCCGCAGGGCUGUCCGGGGGAUGUGAUGUGGUGCAGUGCCGCCUGUCAGGCCGCAGACCGCGUCCGCCAUGCGUUCGAGUGCACCUGGCUCAAGCGGUUCGCUCCCUCCAUUCGCGAGAAGCGGGGCGAGUAUGAGUUCGGGAUGCUGUGGUUGAUUGUACGGAUCCUUGCCGCGCGACACGUUGAACUGUCUGCUGAGGGUGGAGAGUUGACGGCGACGACGACGACGACGGAUGAGCAGGUGGCUUCUGGCCGCGGGUUCGCCCAAGGCUGGCAGGCGAUGCGAUCCUUUUGCGGCUCGGAGGACUCGUGGUCGCAUGCGCAGGUGCGCGCGUGGACGGCGCUCGUCAAGAAGUACCUGCGCCAUGGGCCGGUGCUACCGCACAACCUGCCGGACAGGGAGGUGCUCAAGCUCAUCUGUCAGGAAGAGGCCAACUCGUUUGGCCUGUACCCGCGCGAGACGGGGCUGUACCCCGUGCCGCCGGAUGCCCUCGACCGGGGCGAGCAGUUCGGCGCGGCGGUGUAUCCUCGUGCGGCCAUCGCGAAUCACUCCUGCGGACCGAAUAUGACGCAUAAACCCGACCAGCACGGUCGUAUGAUCUUCACGGCGGCGAAGGACAUCGCCGCUGGGGAAGAAUGCUGUAUCUCGUAUUUCGACCUGACACAAUUCACGGACCUCCAGACUCGACGAGAGCGUCUGCAGACGCUGUUUCGAUUUGUGUGUCGAAUGGGUGCCGAUGCCAUUCGGCGAUGA
Molecule: messenger RNA, 1056 nt
Organism: Aspergillus aculeatus ATCC 16872
Lineage: Eukaryota; Fungi; Ascomycota; Eurotiomycetes; Eurotiales; Aspergillaceae
Product: SET domain-containing protein
Exons: 3
Coding region: 1-1056 (351 amino acids)
Molecular function (GO): protein binding
Source: RefSeq, a predicted model, not a curated record